AUGCUCAACCAGUAUAAGGGACUGCUACUGAACACAGAACCAGAUGAAAGAAAGACCCUUGAGUGCGAUGGAUGUGCGAAAGCACAAGAAGAAAAGCGAAGUGAGCGCAAAGCGCGAGAGAGCGCACUAAGCGCUAAGGCGCACGUUGUGUGGAAAAUACCGGAUAAGGAAACGGAUAAGGAAGCGGAUGUGCAAAGCGAGUGCAAACGCAGAGCGGAUAACAAUAACCAUCGGAAACACAAAGUGCGCCCAAGUGGUGACUACUACUUUAAAGUAAAACCCAAUAGCGAGGGAAGUACAGCAAAGGGGAGUAAUAAUGAUGGAGUACGCUGCAAUGCUUGUUACAAACCACGAGGCAAGGGAUAUGACGUACCAAUGAGGGCGCUUGAGCGCGAGAAAGCGCGCAAGAAACACAAGUCUCUACAACGGCCUCCACUGAAAUCAGUCAAAUCCAUCAGAACCUUCCUCUCCGUCACUAGAGGAACCAUUCUUUUACCAUACUUUGCAUUCAACCAGAUUCCUAUACCAGUCGCUUCGGCGGCCGAGAACACGUCCAGACAAUCCUUACCUGUCCAGUUACUUACCUAUUGCAUGUCUAAAACGCGCGGCGGGAACGGCGGACCGGUGGAGGCAAGCCUCACACCAGGGCAUUCAUGAAUCUAGAGGUGUGGGAGGGCACAGGGGCCCCCAAGACUAGAUAGUAUUGUCUUACAUAGAGUUACACUCUCAAAGACACAAAUUUGGAAUUUUUUUUUUGAAAAAAAA
Molecule: messenger RNA, 765 nt
Organism: Suillus subalutaceus
Lineage: Eukaryota; Fungi; Basidiomycota; Agaricomycetes; Boletales; Suillaceae
Exons: 8
Coding region: 1-657 (218 amino acids)
Source: RefSeq, a predicted model, not a curated record